Messenger RNA from Chionomys nivalis (European snow vole), 1448 nucleotides. Its product is annotated as dnaJ homolog subfamily B member 6. Gene Ontology annotation, cellular component: endoplasmic reticulum membrane; cytosol. Bases 143 to 1195 code for a protein of 350 amino acids. Gene Ontology annotation, molecular function: Hsp70 protein binding; ATPase activator activity. The record is from RefSeq and is a predicted model, not a curated record. The transcript has a single exon. Lineage: Eukaryota; Metazoa; Chordata; Mammalia; Rodentia; Cricetidae. Gene Ontology annotation, biological process: positive regulation of proteasomal ubiquitin-dependent protein catabolic process; protein refolding.
GGAGAGAAAGGAAAGCGCGAGGAGACGCCGCCACCGCCGCCAGCGCAGCUGUGCCAGAGCCGCGAGGAGACCGGCCGCCCGACUCCCCCCACCCCUCGCCGGCCGCCGCGUCCUCGGAUUUGUUCCAACAAUCUGUUAAAACAUGGUGGAUUACUAUGAAGUUCUGGGCGUGCAGAGACAUGCCUCACCUGAGGACAUUAAAAAGGCGUAUCGGAAACAGGCACUUAAAUGGCAUCCGGACAAAAAUCCUGAAAAUAACGAAGAAGCAGAGCGGAAAUUCAAACAAGUAGCUGAGGCAUAUGAGGUGUUAUCGGAUGCAAAAAAGCGGGACAUCUAUGACAAAUACGGCAAAGAAGGAUUAAAUGGUGGAGGAGGAGGUGGAAGUCAUUUCGACAGUCCGUUUGAGUUUGGCUUCACAUUCCGGAAUCCAGAUGAUGUCUUCAGGGAAUUUUUUGGUGGAAGGGACCCAUUUUCAUUUGACUUCUUUGAAAACCCAUUUGAUGACAUUUUUGGGAGCCGAAGGGCUUCCCGAGGAAAUAGAAGCCGAGGUGCAGGCUCGUUUUUCUCCGCCUUCAGUGGAUUUCCUUCUUUUGGAGGUGGAUUUCCUGCUUUUGACACAGGGUUCAGUUCAUUCCGGUCACUAGGACACGGGGGUCUCACGUCAUUCUCUUCAGCAUCAUUUGGUGGCAGCGGAAUGGGCAACUUCAAAUCAAUAUCAACUUCUACUAAGAUAGUUAAUGGCAAAAAAAUCACUACAAAGAGAAUUGUGGAGAAUGGUCAAGAAAGAGUAGAAGUUGAAGAAGACGGGCAGUUAAAGUCCUUGACGAUAAAUGGUGUGGCCGACGAGAACGCCUUUGCAGAAGAAUGCCAGCGGAGAGGCCAGCAGAUACCAGCUCUGGCCCCUGGCCCGGCCCCAGCAACAGUCCGGGCACUCUCCCCGGCCCGGGCCCCAGCUCCAGCCCCGACUCCGGCCCCUUCUAUCAGCACCCGCACACAGAAGCCACCCAGGCCUGCCCCGACGGCCAAACUUGUGUCUAAAAGCAACUGGGAAGAUGAAGAGCAGGACAGGCAGCGGGUUCCUGGCAACUGGGAUGCCCCCAUGACCUCAGCAGGGCUCAAGGAAGGUGGCAAGAGGAAGAAGCAGAAGCAGAAAGAGGACUCGAAGAAGAAGAAGUCGACCAAAGGGAACCACUAGGCUGAACUUGGCGGCAGCCGCUGCAGCCGCUCUGGUGUGUGGUGUGCACGUGCACGGCAGUGGCAUCCUUUCGGUGCUGCUUCGCUUAGCAGGAUUAUGGACAUGUGCCCACGGAUCGGUAGGAUCAGGGGUGUUGGAGAUGGAGGUGACAAUCUCGGGUGGCCCGUAUAGUGUAAGCUUGUGACACAUCCUCAGCCUUGUAACUCUGCUUUUCCCCAGCACUAAAUCCUUAGCAUUUUCCUCUUGAGUUGUA